Molecule: messenger RNA, 588 nt
Organism: Acomys russatus (golden spiny mouse)
Lineage: Eukaryota; Metazoa; Chordata; Mammalia; Rodentia; Muridae
Product: ferritin light chain 1-like
Exons: 2
Coding region: 1-588 (195 amino acids)
Biological process (GO): intracellular iron ion homeostasis; iron ion transport
Cellular component (GO): cytoplasm
Molecular function (GO): ferric iron binding; ferrous iron binding
Source: RefSeq, a predicted model, not a curated record
AUGGAUGAACAGGAGGCAGCUGGUCACGUGGUUGCCUCCUACACCCACCUCUCUCUGGGCUCCUAUUUCGAUCGGGAUGAUGAGGCUCUGGAGGGUAUAAGUCACUUUUUUCGUGAAUUGGCUGAGGAGAAGCAAGAGGGCGCCGGGUGGUUGCAGAACCACGCACUCUUCCAGCGUGUGCAGAAGCCAUCUCAAGAUGAGUUGGGUAAAACCCAGGAGGAGGCCGUGGAAGCUGCCUCGACCCUGGAAAAAAGCCUGAACCAGGCGCUAUUGGAUCUUCAUUCCCUGGGUUCUCUCCGCACAGAUGCUCAUCUCUGUGAUUUCUUGGAAAACUACUUCCUGGAUGAGGAGGUAAAGCUCAUGAACAAGACCGGCAACCACCUGACCGACAUCAAGACCUCCGACGUCUGUCCAUCAGUUGGUCCGUCCGUAGGCCGGGCGCAGCCAGCGCAGACUAGCGGGCUGCAGGGGGCUCUGGGCGAGUAUCUCUUUGAGCGGCUCACUCCUAUGCAGGACCAGGAGGCCUCCUUGCCUUCCACAGGGCUCCCUCCUCUUCUACACCAGCCAUUAGGACCUCCACCUGAAUGA